GUGCUAUGCGCGCGUGGAUCGGUAGAGGGCGCGCAAGAGCAGAAAGAGCCCAGCGGUUCUGUCGGGCUCACUUUGGGAAGCGCAUCGCCGGCGGAGCCAUGGUGAAGAUCGGGCUCACCCAGGCAGCGGAGGGGCUGAAGCCCACCAAGGAGGAGGAGGAGGAGGAGAAGGAGAAGGAGGGGGACGAGGAAGGGGCGCCCCCGUUACUGCCCAGCCAUGCCAUCAAGGCCGAAUUGUGCUUGCCCCCGGACGGAGAGCAGCAGGACUUCCCAAUGCAGAACCGGAAAUCUCUCAGCAACAUCUUCUACUUGACUAUGAUCCUGAUGCUGUUGCUUCUUGGCCUGAUUUUGACAUCAAUGUAUAUUUACAGAUACUUCUCUGUUACUGACUCCAUUUCAGGCUUGGCUCUGAUUGAUGAAGAUGAUGUACCUUGGGAAUGUCAGACCGUCUACGCUGACUACUUUUCCACCUCAAGGAGAGGGGAACAGUUGAAGCUGCGUGAAGAUGUGAGGAUUAAUUUCGAGGAGCAUUAUGAGUGGAUCAAUGUUCCACUGCCCCACUUGGAAGACAGUGAUCCUGCAGAUAUCAUCCAUGAUUUUCAGCGGGGAUUGACUGCAUAUCAUGAUCUUCUUCUGGAUCAAUGCUAUGUCAUUGAGUUGAAUACCACCAAUGUGUUGCCACCUCAAGAAUUUCAGGAGCUGUUGACCAGUAUGAAGAAUGGGGGAAACAUGCCAAAAACUUACAUCAUUGAGGAAGAGAUGAUAGUGAUGGAACCGGUCAAUGACACACACCAGCUUGGCUCUUCUAUAUAUCUUCUGUGCCACAGUAAAGAGACUUAUUGGCUGAAACGCAGGACUGCAAGGAGACAUAUCCAUCGACGAGCUGCCCAGAAGUGUCGUCACAUUCACCAUUUUGCAAAUACUUUUGUGGUUGACACAGCAAUUUGCCAGAGAUUGUGAGGAGCAUAAUUGCCCAUCCCCUAGCUUUGCUUCUACACAACCACACAACCCUUCAUGUUCUCUUCUUGAGAGAUGGAGGCUUAUUUCUCUUCUUCUUUCCAUAGUUUGUGUAUUGCUAACUUCUCAGGUCACUCAUGAUCACUGGAUUUUCAGUGUCUUUAAACAGCACUUGCUUUUUAUAUUCAUACUUAACUGUGCUUAAAUUUACUCAUUAACCACAAGACAUAAUAAUGGCCUUCCUUUGUUAAAACUAGUGCAGUAAUAUCUUCUGGAGGAUGAUCAACUUUGAGAUCUAUAAGGCUGGAAACAAAAAAGCAAA
Anolis sagrei ordinatus is the source of this 1278-nucleotide messenger RNA. RefSeq names its product integral membrane protein 2C. NCBI's taxonomy places the organism in Eukaryota, Metazoa, Chordata, Lepidosauria, Squamata, Anolidae. Gene Ontology annotation, cellular component: plasma membrane; extracellular exosome; Golgi apparatus. Gene Ontology annotation, biological process: negative regulation of amyloid precursor protein biosynthetic process. Gene Ontology annotation, molecular function: amyloid-beta binding. The record is from RefSeq and is a predicted model, not a curated record.